CCUAAGCAAGUGUCCCAUCAGGACAAGCUGCAGGCAACACGUCCAGGCCUUGAGUACUCUGUCCAAGGGAGGAAUCUGCUCCCACCUCACAGGAUUCCUGGGGGCAAUGGCUGCCUUCACUCUCCCCUCUUCAGCGAGACAUCUAGAAAAGGGGCUGAGAGAAAUGGCAAUGACCCUUCUUCUCCUGACCUGUCUUUGGGGUGUGGUUCGGUGCUCAGAUCCUGCAACUUCAGAUACAUCUGAGGUGAGGCUAGUGAAUGGAUCAAGUCGCUGCAGCGGAAGAGUGGAAGUGCUCCAUAAUAACCAAUGGGGCACUGUUUGCGAUGAUAACUGGGGCAUGCAGGAUGCCAGAGUCGUGUGCCGGCAGCUGGGUUGCACAUCAGCAAUAGCAGCUGUAACCAGAGCACAUUUUGGAAGAGGAACUGGCCGCAUUUGGCUGGAUGAAGUUGAAUGCAAAGGCACAGAAUUAACUCUCAGUCAGUGCCCGGCAAGGCCUUGGGGUGAAAACAACUGCAACCAUGGAGAAGACGCUGGCAUCAUAUGCGCAGAAGUGAGGCUGGCGGGUGGCUCAAAUCCCUGUACUGGCCGGGUCGAGGUCUUUCAUAACCAACAAUGGGGAACAGUGUGUGAAGAUGGCUGGGACAUGAACGAAGCCCGUGUCGUGUGCCAGGAAGUGGGUUGCGGUGAUGCUAUAGCUGCACCCGGUAGAGCUAAGUUUGGACAAGGGACUGGUCCUACUUGGAUGAAUGGAGUCAACUGCACAGGAUCUGAAGACAGUCUAAGCCAAUGCCCAGCAAAUCCCUUGGCAGAACACAGCUGUGACCACAGCAAGGAUGCUGGUGUAGAAUGUGCAGAACCACCUGAGAUAAGAUUAGCAGAAGGCCCCAGUCGCUGUUCUGGGAGAGUUGAGAUAUUCCAUGAACAAAUUUGGGGAACUAUAUGUGAUGAUGAUUGGGACCUCGAAGAUGCCAAUGUUGUGUGUCAUUAUCUCGGAUGCGGAAGUGCUGUAUCAGCCCCUCGAGGUUCUCGUUUUGGAGCAGGAAGUGGUCCCAUCUGGCUGGAUGGCGUUAACUGCACAGGGUCAGAGAAUUCUAUCCGUAAAUGUCCUGCUAAAGAAUGGGGGCAGCAUGACUGUACUCACACCGAAGAUGCUGGUGUCAUAUGUACAGAUAUCCGACUAAUGAAUGGCUCAACUCGCUGCUCAGGGAGAGUUGAGGUAUAUCACAACAAGCAGUGGGGGACUGUUUGUGAUGAUGGCUGGGAUGUGCAAGAUGCUGAAGUUGUGUGCCGGGAGCUGGAUUGUGGAAAUGCUUUAUCAGCAGUAGGUGGAGCACGCUAUACACAAGGGUCUGGUACUAUCUGGCUAGACAGAGUGAACUGCACAGGAAAGGAAGCAUCUCUGAGAGAAUGCCAAGCAAGACCUUGGGGAGAGCAUAGCUGUGACCACAGAAGAGAUGCGAGUGUGGAGUGCUCAGAUCCAAAUGAGGUCAGGCUGGUCAAUGGUUCAGGUCGUUGCUCCGGAAGAGUUGAGGUGCUCCACAACCAGCAGUGGGGGACUGUGUGUGAUGAUGGCUGGGAUAUGAACAGUGCCCAAGUCGUAUGCAGGGAACUUGGCUGUGGAAAAGCAGUAUCAGCCCCACGAGGAGCUCAUUUUGGAAGGGGAAUUAAUCCUAUCUGGCUGGAUGAUGUCAAAUGUAAAGGGACAGAAGCUGCCCUCAGGGACUGCCGUCUAAAGCCUUGGGGAGAACAUAACUGCAACCAUGGAGAAGAUGCUGGCGUGGUGUGCUCAGAACUCAGACUGGUGAAUGGUUCAAAUCGCUGUUCUGGAAGAGUUGAGAUAUUCCACGACUAUCAAUGGGGGACCAUAUGCGAUGACCGCUGGGGCAUGAAACAGGCUGAAGUUGUCUGCAGAGAGAUGGGCUGUGGUGUUGCUUUAAAAGCCACUACAAACGCUGUUUUUGGAUCGGGAUCAGGGCCCAUCUGGAAGGAUGAUGUCAAUUGUGUUGGAACAGAAAAUUUCAUCAGUGAAUGCACAUCAAGUGCUUGGGGCCUUAAUAACUGUCACCAUGGAGAAGAUGCUGGUGUCGAGUGUGCAGACCCAGUUGAGAUUCGGCUGGUCAACGGUUCGAGUCGGUGCUCUGGAAGGGUGGAGGUGCUUCAUUUGCAACAAUAUGGAACCGUGUGUGAUGACAGCUGGGACUUAAAUGAAGCCACAGUGGUGUGUAGGAACAUGGACUGUGGAACACCCAUAUCUGCUCCACAUGGAGCCAGGUUUGGACGAGGAAUGGAUCCAAUCUGGCUAGAUGAUGUGGAAUGUACAGGAACAGAAUAUUCUCUCUCUGACUGUAAAGCCAAGCCUUGGGGAACCAAUAACUGCAACCACGGAGAAGAUGCUGGUGUUAUAUGUUCAGAUGAUCUCAGACUGGUAAAUGGCUCAAAUCGCUGCAGUGGAAGAGUUGAGGUUCGUCCACCCCACACUGAGCAGUGGGGAACUGUCUGUGACCGUACCUGGGACAUAAAUGAUGCUGAAGUUGUGUGUCGGCAGCUGGGCUGUGGAAAGGCUGGAUCUGUCCUAAGCGGAGCUCAUUUUGGACAAGGUUCGGGUUCCAUCUGGAUGGAUGAUAUAAACUGCAAAGGCACUGAAGAUGCUGUCACAGAAUGCCGUGCAAAUACCCAGGGAAACAAUAACUGUAAUCAUGGACAAGAUGCCGCAGUUAUUUGUUCAGACAAAUCCAUCACCAACGUGGCUAACGUCAGACUGCAAGAUGGCCCAAACUCCUGUGCUGGAAGAAUCGAGGUGUUCUACCAGCAACAGUGGGGAACUGUGUGUGAUGACGGAUGGGACAUGAUUGAUGCUGGAGUUGUGUGCAAACAACUGAACUGUGGCAUUGCCUUGGAAGCCCCGCAUGGAGCACGCUUUGGGCGUGGACCCGAUCGCAUCUGGCUGGAUGAUGUGAACUGCACAGGAGCUGAAGAUUCCUUCAAAGACUGUGGAGGACGCCCUGUAGGAGAGCAUAACUGUGGCCAUUCUGAGGAUGCCAGUGUUGUGUGCUCAGGUCUUUUCCAGGUGCGAUUGGCCAGUGGCCCUAAUUCCUGUGCUGGGCGGGUAGAGCUGGAAUAUAAUGGCUCCUGGGUUUCUAUUGGCGACUCUGGCUGGGGACUUACACAGGCCACGGUGGUCUGCCGGCAACUGGGCUGUGGAGCGGCAGUGUCUGCACCAGGGGGCAACACAUAUGGCAUGCCUGUUGGGGCAGCAUUGGUGGAUGAGGUGAAAUGUACUGGACAGGAGUCAUCUCUCACUGAAUGCCAAGCCACACCCACAGGUCCCAAGAAGUGUGUCUGUGGUUCCUAUGCAGGAGCAGUGUGUAAAGGAACAACAGGUUCUUCAGUAAUUAUUGCUGUGAUUCUGGGGCUGGCAGCUGUGGCCCUACUUCUUGGUGGGUCCUUUUUCUAUUUGCGAAGAAAGAGGAGGGGAAGAUCCCUUUUUGUGUUUCCCUUAAUCCGUAGACAAGAUGGAUUUAGGCAAGGAAUUUCAAUUGGCUCCCGUACAGUAAAUGGCACUCCAGAAAUAUAUGUCCACGGAGGAGAGCAAGCUGUUCAUGAGAUGGACUGUGACACUGCCUGCUUAGUGAAAGAAGAUGCUGCCUCUUCCCCCGACCACAUUAACUGAGGGGCAGGGGAGGGGGGUUGGACUACAGCACGGGCAAGAUGUGCCAGGAAAUAGUUCCCUCAGCAUUCCCAGUCACACAGAGAGGCCAUGUCUAGCUCUUGUACAGUUAAUGUGAAUAAUCAAAGACUAAGUGUAUUUUGAUGGGAUUCCUGGGAUGUCGUCCUAGCUUCUGGGAGCAAAAAAAGAAAAGAAAUUUGAAUCAAUAGAAUCAGAAA
Molecule: messenger RNA, 3885 nt
Organism: Eublepharis macularius
Lineage: Eukaryota; Metazoa; Chordata; Lepidosauria; Squamata; Eublepharidae
Product: deleted in malignant brain tumors 1 protein-like
Exons: 13
Coding region: 107-3670 (1187 amino acids)
Cellular component (GO): membrane
Source: RefSeq, a predicted model, not a curated record